Colletotrichum chrysophilum is the source of this 306-nucleotide messenger RNA. RefSeq lists its product as uncharacterized. Gene Ontology annotation, biological process: carbohydrate metabolic process. Gene Ontology annotation, molecular function: chitin binding. Lineage: Eukaryota; Fungi; Ascomycota; Sordariomycetes; Glomerellales; Glomerellaceae. The coding region runs from base 1 to 306 and encodes 101 amino acids. The transcript is spliced from 3 exons. The record is from RefSeq and is a predicted model, not a curated record.
AUGCCGAAGUACCUGGUGAACGAGGAGCGCCUUGUCAAUGACGUUCAGAGAACAACAUGCCCUCUUAAUGUCUGCUGCAGUCAAUACGGCUUUUGUGGCAGUACAUCGGAAUUCUGCGAUGACAAGUGCCAGUCCAACUGCGUGCUGGACCCGGAAGUGCCUUCUGGAGGCUCCAGCAAGAAGGUUCUCGACAACAAAGUAAUUGGCUACUACGAGGCUUGGUCAGCCCGAAGGUCCUGCAGAGCCUUCCCGCCCAGUGGCAUUCCCAUUGACGGGUUGACACACGUCAACUUUGCCUUUGCCUAG